AUGUCACUAUUCAAAAUUAUUAGCCCAAAGGCCUUGGCAGAAAAGCUGCAACAAGAAGCAACACGUAGAAUAGUAGCGGUUGAUUCAACAUGGUAUCUGCCUUACUUACAGAAGAAUGCUAAAAAAGAGUUUAUGGAACUUGAGCGCCUUCCCAACGCUGUGUUUUUUGACAUCGACGGGGUCAAAGAUGCCAAUUCGCCCUACCCUCAUAUGCUUCCUGACGCUGCCACUUUCAAUGCAUCGAUGAGCGAGCUAGGGAUCCGCAAGAACGACAUUUUAGUAGUCUAUGAUCGGGUCGGAAACUUCUCAGCCCCCAGAUGCGCAUGGACGCUUGCAGUUUUUGGACACGAGUUGGUGUACUUGCUCAACAAUUUUCCAGCAUACAAAGCAGAGGGUUUUCCCUUGGAUACAACGCCCAGGACUUCCUUCUCAGAACUGGAACCUUCAGAUUACAAAUCUGACGCAGAUUUUACUAAACAAGAGGUGGUAAGCUAUGAAGAAAUCCACAAGCUUGUUGAGGAUGGAAAAUUGGCCGAAGUGUACAACGUUUUUGAUGCGAGAGCACUACCAAGAUUUACAGGAGAGAGCAGCGAGCCCAGGCCAGAAAUACCAAGCGGCCACAUUCCUGGCGCGCAGCCAAUGCCAUUUACUGAUGUUGUCAAGAAUGGCAUUUUCGAGAUGGACUCCCGUUUGGCAGCCGAGAAUUUAGAAAAGUAUCUAGAGUCAUCUGGCUGCAAAUAUGACCCUUCAAAACCUACAGUGGCCAUGUGUGGAACUGGAGUUUCAGGUGUUAUCAUUAAGACUGCCCUUGAGAGCGCUGGGAUCAAACACGUCAAGCUUUAUGACGGUAGUUGGACUGAAUGGGCAUUGAGGUCUGAGCCAAAAUAUGUUGCGAAGGGUCGCAGCUAA
This is a messenger RNA of Lachancea thermotolerans CBS 6340, 909 nucleotides long. It is a transcript of the gene TUM1, whose product is annotated as thiosulfate sulfurtransferase. NCBI's taxonomy places the organism in Eukaryota, Fungi, Ascomycota, Saccharomycetes, Saccharomycetales, Saccharomycetaceae. Gene Ontology annotation, biological process: transsulfuration. Bases 1 to 909 code for a protein of 302 amino acids. Gene Ontology annotation, molecular function: thiosulfate-cyanide sulfurtransferase activity. The transcript has a single exon. The record is from RefSeq and is a predicted model, not a curated record. Gene Ontology annotation, cellular component: mitochondrion.